AUGCCGGCCGUAAGAGGGGAUGGGAUGCGAGGUUUAGCCGUCUUUAUAUCCGACAUCAGGAACUGUAAGAGCAAAGAGGCGGAGAUCAAGAGAAUCAACAAAGAGUUGGCGAAUAUUAGGAACAAAUUUAAAGGCGAUAAGACAUUAGAUGGCUAUCAGAAGAAGAAGUAUGUCUGCAAACUGUUGUUUAUCUUCCUCUUGGGUCACGACAUCGACUUCGGGCACAUGGAAGCCGUCAAUCUCUUGAGUUCUAAUAAAUACUCCGAAAAACAAAUCGGCUAUUUGUUUAUAUCGGUUCUCAUGAAUGCAAACAACGAUUUAAUGAAAUUAAUCAUCCAAUCGAUCAAAAACGACUUGUCCUCGAGAAACCCCAUUCACGUAAAUCUCGCGCUUCAGUGCAUUGCAAACAUCGGCAGUCGAGAAAUGGCCGAAACCUUCGGCAAUGAAAUUCCCAAACUGUUGGUCUCCGGCGAAACGAUUGAUGUGGUGAAGCAAAGCGCCGCUCUCUGUCUCCUACGCCUCUACAGAGCUCUUCCCGAUCUGACACCGAGUGGUGAAUGGACUUCAAGAAUCAUACAUUUACUUAAUGAUCAGCAUAUGGUCUGA
Molecule: messenger RNA, 606 nt
Organism: Oppiella nova
Lineage: Eukaryota; Metazoa; Arthropoda; Arachnida; Sarcoptiformes; Oppiidae
Source: the annotation of a GenBank genome assembly